Molecule: messenger RNA, 648 nt
Organism: Diaporthe citri
Lineage: Eukaryota; Fungi; Ascomycota; Sordariomycetes; Diaporthales; Diaporthaceae
Exons: 1
Coding region: 1-648 (215 amino acids)
Source: RefSeq, a predicted model, not a curated record
AUGAUGCUACGUGACAGACCAAGAGCCCGCCGACGUUUGCCACCCGCCCAUGCAAGGACCCACACACGGAGACAUCCACGCCGACGGAAUCAUACUCCCCCGCCCUCGUACGACAAUCUGUUUCCUCACCACUCAGACGGGAGGGAAGACCUCGAAACUAUCCGCGCCCGGCAUCCCCCAAAGCGUCCCUUGAAUGCGCCCAUACCAACAGACUCGCCCAUCGAAGCGGCUUACCUUGCUGGCGCGACUGCGUCCUCUGGCAUGCUCAGAGCCGUCCAGGACGAGACGCACCCUUACAUGGUCAUCGCACGUGCUGCCCAAGCCAUCUCCAUCGCCGCCUCUACCUCACAGUCCCACGCUGCCUUGCUUGCUGCUCUGAACACCAUGGAAACCCACGCCAUGCUUUCUUACGAGGACGACGAACGGCGCAGAUUGGCAUCUGAUGAUGAAGGAGCACGGAUAUUACUGGUCAAUUCCAUUGAAACUGCUGUUCGCCGAGCCUUGGCUCAGGCGCCGCCUUCAAACUCCUUCAUUUCGCACCACGAACUGCAAUCUGCUGGACUAGUUCCUCCCGACAUGACACUGGCUGCUAGGGCUGUCGUGGAAGCCGUCAUCCUGAAUGGCCAUAUUUAUCGACCGUCACAGUAG